This is a messenger RNA of Ilex paraguariensis (yerba mate), 190 nucleotides long. NCBI's taxonomy places the organism in Eukaryota, Viridiplantae, Streptophyta, Magnoliopsida, Aquifoliales, Aquifoliaceae. The record is from the annotation of a GenBank genome assembly.
CGACUGCGGGGUGCAUCAAAGUUGUGGUAAGCAAGAAUUAGGGUGUUGUUUUGAGUUUGUUGUCGUGGUAAAGAGUGACCUCAAGAAUGACCAACGACAUUGGCAGAAAAGGAUGUUGUAUCUAAGUGAGCCCAUUGUUGUUCCAAGUGAUUCUCAAAUGCAAGCAAAUGAGAUAGAAAGUCCGUCAUAG